This is a messenger RNA of Mus pahari (shrew mouse), 939 nucleotides long. RefSeq names its product olfactory receptor 1052-like. Bases 1 to 939 code for a protein of 312 amino acids. Gene Ontology annotation, cellular component: membrane. Gene Ontology annotation, biological process: G protein-coupled receptor signaling pathway; sensory perception of smell. Lineage: Eukaryota; Metazoa; Chordata; Mammalia; Rodentia; Muridae. Gene Ontology annotation, molecular function: G protein-coupled receptor activity; odorant binding; olfactory receptor activity. The transcript has a single exon. The record is from RefSeq and is a predicted model, not a curated record.
AUGGCUGACAGAAAUUUGACUGUGAUAACUGAGUUUAUCCUCCUGGGUCUGACCAAGGAUCCUGUACUGAAUACCAUACUCUCCGCGCUGUGUCUCUUAAUUUAUGUAAUUACUGUAGCAGGCAAUUUGUGGAUUAUUGUGAUAAUUUUAGCUACUGACCAGCUUCAUUCCCCCAAGUACUUUUUUCUUAGUCACUUGGCUUUCUUGGAUUUCUGCUAUUCGUCAGUCUUUCUUCCCAAAAUGCUGAUAAACUACUUAGUAGGACAAAACAGCAUCUCAUAUCACAGCUGCCUUCUACAGUAUUCCUUUGUCAACAUGUUCCUGACUGCAGAAUGCUUCCUCUUGGCUGCAAUGGCCUAUGAUCGGUAUCUUGCCAUCUGCAGUCCGCUUUACUACAGAUGUCUUAUGACUCCCACAUUUUGCAUCUACCUUGUGUCAGCCUCUUACCUGCUGGGCUGUGCCAACUCACUUACCCACUUGAGGAGCCUUCUCAAUUUGACUUUCUGUGGGCCCAAUGUCAUUGAUCAUUAUUUCUGUGACAUUCCAUUGCUUUUUCAGCUCUCCUGCUCUGAUACUCAUGAUAGUGAGGUUUUAUUCAUUGUUCUUUCUGGUGCUACAUCCAUAACUACUUUUCUGAUAGUAGUUAGUUCCUAUCUGGGAAUUCUUAUCACUGUCCUGAAAAUGCAUUCUACCAGGGGAAGUUAUAAGGCUUUAUCCACAUGUGCAUCCCACCUAACUGUAGUAACUCUCUUCUAUGGGACAGUGAUAUCAACUUACCUGGGAACCAGCUCAAGCUUUCCACAGGAUACAGAAAAAAUCUUAUCUGUGUUUUACACGCUUUUGCUGCCAGUACUGAAUCUUUUUAUAUACAGUGUGAGAAAUAAAGAGGCCAAAGAAGCCAUGAGAAGAAUGAUUAAAAGAAAAAUAUUUGCUCAGUAA